Messenger RNA from Galeopterus variegatus (Sunda flying lemur), 2644 nucleotides. RefSeq names its product DEK proto-oncogene (gene DEK). Gene Ontology annotation, molecular function: DNA binding; histone binding. The record is from RefSeq and is a predicted model, not a curated record. The coding region runs from base 5 to 1129 and encodes 374 amino acids. Gene Ontology annotation, biological process: chromatin organization; regulation of double-strand break repair. The transcript is spliced from 10 exons. NCBI's taxonomy places the organism in Eukaryota, Metazoa, Chordata, Mammalia, Dermoptera, Cynocephalidae. Gene Ontology annotation, cellular component: nucleus.
CAGCAUGUCCUCCUCGGCCUCCGCUGCGGAGGGAGACGGAACCUCCGCGCAGUCCGCGUCCGAGAAGGAACCCCAAGUGCCCGGCCAGAGAGAAAGUGAGGAGGAGGACGAGGAGGACGAUGACGACGAGGAGGACGAGGAAGAAAAAGAAAAGAGUCUCAUCGUGGAAGGCAAGAGAGAAAAGAAAAAAGUAGAAAGGUUGACAAUGCAAGUCUCUUCCUUACAAAGAGAGCCAUUUACAAUUGCACAAGGAAAGGGGCAGAAACUUUGUGAAAUUGAAAGGAUACAUUUCUUUCUGAGUAAGAAGAAAACGGAUGAACUUAGAAAUCUACACAAACUGCUUUACAACAGACCAGGCACAGUGUCCUCAUUAAAGAAGAAUGUGGGUCAGUUCAGUGGCUUUCCAUUUGAAGAAGGAAGUGUCCAAUAUAAAAAGAAGGAAGAAAUGUUGAAAAAAUUUAGAAAUGCCAUGUUAAAGAGCAUCUGCGAGGUUCUUGAUUUGGAGAGAUCAGGUGUAAAUAGUGAACUAGUGAAGAGGAUUUUGAAUUUCUUAAUGCAUCCAAAGCCUUCUGGCAAACCAUUGCCAAAAUCUAAAAAGACUUCUAGCAAAGGUGGUAAAAAGGAACGGAACAGCUCUGGAAUGGCGAGGAAGGCUAAGCGAACCAAGUGUCCUGAAAUUCUAUCAGAUGAAUCUAGUAGUGAUGAAGAUGAAAAGAAAAACAAGGAAGAGUCUUCAGAUGAAGAUAAAGAAAGUGAAGAGGAGCCACCAAAAAAGACAACUAAAAGAGAAAAGCCUAAACAGAAAGCUACUUCUAAAAGUAAAAAAUCUGUAAAAAGUGCUAAUGUUAAAAAGGCAGAUAGCAGCACUACCAAGAAGAAUCAAAACAGUUCCAAAAAAGAAAGUGAAUCUGAGGAUAGUUCAGAUGAUGAACCUUUAAUUAAAAAAUUGAAGAAACCACCUACAGAUGAGGAGUUAAAGGAAACAGUAAAGAAAUUAUUGGCUGAUGCCAACUUGGAGGAAGUCACAAUGAAGCAAAUUUGCAAAAAGGUAUAUGAAAGUUAUCCUGCUUAUGAUUUAACCGAAAGAAAAGAGUUCAUAAAAACAACUGUUAAAGAGCUAAUUUCUUGAGAUAGAAGACAGAGACAGAUGACCUGUUCCCAUAGAUUUGAAGAUCUGAUUUAUACCAUUAUACCAGCAAAGAGAAUGUAUUUCCUUUUCUAAAUUCUUGUUAAGCAUUGUGUUGGUAGAACUUACUUGCUGACCUUUUUAUCUUGAGUGUUACGUAAAUUUGAGUUUGCCGUUUUAAAUUGCGUUUUUAUGCAGUUUUUAGUUUAAAAUCUUGCAUGGCAGUAAUUAUUUUUUAUAGUUGUAUUUUGUAUAUUCUGGAUUUCUUUAUAUAAGGUCAUAGAUUAUUGAACUGUAGUGGUUUUUAGUGCACUUAAUAUUAGCUUGCUUAAGACAUACUUUUAAUCAAGUAGAACAAAAACCAUUAUAACCGGCAUUUGUACGUGGAGAGACUAUGCAGUAUUUAGUAUAUGGAAUAUUUUGAAUACACAUCUCUUCUGUCAGUGUGAAGUGUGUUCAUUAUAUUAAUAUACGAGCUACAGCUGGCCAGAUGACUAAAUCAGAAUUUCUCCUGCAUGUGUAUAUAGUCAAAUUGUCAGCAUGACAAAAGUGACAGAUGUUAUUUUUGUAUUUUUAAAAACCAAUUUGUUGUAUAUAGUUUUUUUAUUUCUUUUGUGCUGAUCAAUUUUUAAACUCAUAAGUAGGUAGGUAUCUUUACAGUUGUGAACUAUGAAAUGUCAGUGUUCAACCAGAUGGUAUGAUAGAGCAGUGAAAGUCAGAAUUCAGUGACAGCAACACUGAAGGAACAGACAGUCCUGCUUUGCCUUGGAAGUGUCAUCAAUUUGUAGUUUUAGUGUUAACUUUUGCAAAAGUGUCUAUAGGUACUUUUAGUAUUAAGGACAGACCAAAAGGAACGCAUCAAAGCUUCCAAAUCUUUGGGAAAGGGCGGGAUUAAGUACACACACAUUUGGCUUAUAGUAAAUAAACUGAUUUUUAUUAACUGCUUUUGCCAAUAUAAAAUGCUGAUAUUUACAGAAAACCUGGCCACCUUUAUAAUUAUGAUAAAAGAACCAGGUGUAAUGCUAAAAGAUUAUGUGUAGGCAAUAGCAGAUAACUCUGACAAAGUAUUUCUCAAAAGUGAUAAUAUACUUAUUUCUAACAUUAAAGAAAAUAAUGUAUAAUCAGGGCUGUUGGGUUUUAAAUUUUGGCCAGUCAGGAUUCUAGGUGGUCAACAUAGGGACCCCACUCUCAGUGAGACAAAAUUAGUCUCUUAAAUUGACUGUCUUGAUCAAUUUAUUAGUCUGUGGAUUUUAAAAUAAAACAUGCUGCUUAUGACAGAUAUUUGAUGGAUUGUUUAAAAAUAUCUUUGCAUCAUAGAACAAAUAUAAAAAUAUGUUGAAUGUUAACAGGUAUUUUCACAGGUUUGACUUGUUUCUUGAUAAAGUUGAGACAUUAGGGAAAGGUAUACUUAAAAAUGAAUGGAAUAAGCUACUAAAUAAGAUCUAAGAAUUGGCCUUUGAUUUUAAAUACUUAAUUUGUUCUUACAAAUCUUGUCAAUAAAAAAUCUAAAUCAAUGGU